Petromyzon marinus (sea lamprey) is the source of this 3832-nucleotide messenger RNA. RefSeq names its product twinkle mtDNA helicase (gene TWNK). Lineage: Eukaryota; Metazoa; Chordata; Hyperoartia; Petromyzontiformes; Petromyzontidae. Gene Ontology annotation, biological process: mitochondrial DNA replication. The record is from RefSeq and is a predicted model, not a curated record. Gene Ontology annotation, cellular component: mitochondrion. Gene Ontology annotation, molecular function: 5'-3' DNA helicase activity; ATP binding; single-stranded DNA binding.
UUACCUCCCUCCUCCCCGUCUCUCUCGCCUUCCCGUUAUCUACAGUUCUCAUUGCAACAACACUUAAACCUUUCACGAUUAUUGCGCCCUUCACGCACUGAUAAUUACUACCGGCGCUUUUUUUGCUCUCCGCCGCUCGCGCCGUGGGUCCUGCCCCGCGAGCCGCCGCCGCUGUUGACGAGCGCUGCCUCGCGAUAGUCCCACGGGCAGACCCCCUCGGGUUAAAUCCACUGCUGGAUGAGUGCCCUCGCCGCCCGCAUCGCACCCGCCACCGCUACGCGGUGAGGGUUUCGUGAGGGUUUGUGUGAGCUACAUCACCCGCCACCCGCCACCCCGGCCAUCUGCACCGAGUGACCAUGCUGGCAACAAUUGGAAGGUGUUCGUGCUACAAAUGGGUAAAUGUCACCCUACAGCCACGGCGUGGCACUCAUCUCAACAGAGUAUGCCUUACUCCAUGCGCCCCAUUGAGUGCACCUUCGAGACUCCUUGGCAAUUGUGGGAAAUCGGUGCAUGGCACGCCUGGGCACGGUGGUCGUGUGCCGGCUACAGUUGCAUGCCAAUCUGCACCUUCACGUAGACGUUUGCUGCAUUCCCUCUCGAAGCCGCGUUGCUUCGACGGACUACAGGCCGUGACCGGCAUUCGCUGCAUCACGAUUCCCGGCUUCCAAAAGUACCUCAAGGGCGGGGACGAGGAAUGGAAGCCGCCCGUAACAGCAACAGAGAUUCGACAGUACCUGCGCGCCAGUGGCAUCGAAUUCCAUGACGGCCACACCUGCCUGCUGUUGCUCAGCCCCUUUGUCGAGCGGCUGCCAGGGGCACCGGGUGGGAAGGAGAACGCCGGCCUCUACAUCAACAAGACGACCGGGCAGUUCUUUUGCAAGCACACGCUCGCCGAGGGCACGUGGGAAGACCUACAGGUUUGUCUGGAGGCCAUGCGGAAGGAAGGCCGCGUGUUUGUGAAGCCGAAUGUGCUUCUGUUGGGGCUCGGAGCGGCAGCUGAAGGCGUCGAGGAGGAUGACGCACGCUUCACGCGGGAGGAAAUAGACAGGAUCUGGCGACGAUCCAUCUUCCUGCACGAGCUGGAGGAGGAGCAGAAACUCACGGCGAAGAGGCUGUAUGGCAUUGAGCGCCUCACGGACGCAACGCUAAAGCGCUUCUCCGUCAAGUGGCACCCGCCUACCAAAAGCCUCGUGUUUCCGUGGCUGGGACCGCAGAACGGCCUCAAAGGCCUGAAGCUGCUGACGGCUGCGUUUGAUGGACAAAGCGUGACUUACAGGGAGAGUACGCUACCACGUGGUGCACGCUACUGCAACCUCUUUGGCCUGCACCUCAUUAUGCCUAAGGACUCGGAGGUGGCGCUGACGUCAAAUGAGCUGGACUGCCUGGCUGUGAGUCAGGCUACGAGCUGCCAGGCCCUCUCGCUACCUCGCGGCAUGAGCUGCCUUUCACCCACACUGUUGCCUUACCUCGAGCAGUUUCGCAAGGUGAUCCUGUGGCUGGGCAGCGACCUGAAUGCGUGGGAAACGUCCAAGGGCUUCGCACGGAAGCUGGGCCUGCGCCGCUGUUCUCUGGUGCGGCUGGGAGAGGGUCCUCAGCCUCGGCCGCUGGAGGCCCUCUCGCUGACGGGCAGCACCACACCCCGCGGCGGGACGGUCAGCGCCCUGCAGCAGGCUCUGCGCUCCUCCCUGCCGGCCGCCCACAAAGCCAUCACGCUCUUCAGGCAGCUGCGGGAAGACGUGCGUGGGGAGCUCGCCAAUUCCGAGCAGGUCGCUGGUGUCAAGUGGCAGCGGUUUCCUGCACUUAACAAGCUGUUAAAGGGACAUCGCAAGGGCGAACUGACCAUCUUCACCGGCCCAACUGGUAGCGGCAAGACAACGUUCAUAAGUGAGUAUGCCCUUGACCUGGCUUCGCAAGGCGUCAGUACGCUGUGGGGCAGCUUUGAGAUUGGAAACGUGAGGCUGGCACGCGUCAUGCUCACACAGUAUGCCCGUCAACGUCUGGAGUCAAACAUCGACAGCUACGACGAAUGGGCCGACCGUUUUGAGGACCUGCCACUCUUCUUCAUGACCUUCCAUGGCCAGCAGAAUAUCAAGACUGUGCUGGACACAAUGCAGCAUGCCGUGUACAUGUAUGACAUCUCCCACGUGGUCAUAGAUAACCUUCAGUUCAUGUUGGGUCUACAGAACCCCAGUAUGGACAGGUUCACUAUGCAGGACUUUGUAGUGGGGGCAUUCCGCAAGUUUGCCACAGUGAACAUGUGCCACGUGACCCUGGUGAUUCACCCCCGCAAGGAGGAUUUCGACAGGGAGCUGCAGACAGCCUCCAUCUUCGGCACGGCAAAGGCCAGCCAAGAGGCGGACAAUGUGCUGAUACUGCAGGACCGCCGGCUGAGUGCGACACAUGGCAAGAAGUACCUACAGCUGGCCAAGAAUCGCUUUGAUGGCGACCUGGGCUCAAUCCCGCUAGAAUUUGAUAAGGCCUCCCUGACAUUCUCGGCCGCCAAGACGCGCGGGAAAGUGGCUCGCAAGUCACGUCAGGGAGCUGACAGUAUCACGAAUGAGGUGCUGCAGGAAUAUGAAGACAGCAACCUGGAUUAUGACAAGUGAAUAUCUUAGUCCAAGAUAGAUACAUUACAUCUGUCAGCCCUGCUUGUUGGCCUCCCCCAUGCUGUAUCAGUCAUGUGGGUUCUUUGACUAUAUUUCACCGCCCAUCAAUACGGGUUGGUGAGGGUAGUGGGGAACGAUGGUAUCCAGGACUGCUUCAGAUAUCGUUCACCAUUUACGAUUGCCGUAUCUGGAAAUCGAACGAGGUCACUGGGUUGGUAGCACAGUGUGCUAGCCACUGCACGUGGCUAUGCCCACCCCUCUUUGAGUUGAAGGAUAAGCAUUUGGCUGUUAUGAUGACUUGCAGUCAGUUUCAAAACUAUUGACUAAAACGGUAUAUUAAUACCGAAAUGGGCACUGAAGUAUGAUGACACUUAAUUUCACAUAGAAACCAAGAUAAUUUGGAGUUAUUUUGAUUUUUAUGUAGAUUUUUCUACAUCUGGUCACAGUAUUGAAAUGCUUGGAGUCCAGUAAUAACUUAGAUGGCACAUUUUCACCUGAUGCAUGUGUAAAUAUGUUAAAGUACCAAUGUGGCAGACUUGUAGGUAAUUGGAUUCUGUCCUGGUAAUGUAAGACUAAUUGUUUUAAAAUAAUCCCCUUUAUUCCUCACUGUUAGCGAGAACAGUGAAUUGUUUUGAGCUGUAUUUAUAUAUAAACCAUGUUUUGUAGCAUUGAGCUCAUGUCAAGAUUACAGUCGUGCAGAGGUUUUAAGUGUUAUGUUAUGCAUCGAGAGUGCAUUAGUUUCGUAAGUCACUGGAUAUGAAGUAGUGGAGAGCAGAGCUGUUGGGUUUCUAUAUCUCUCCAAACUACUGAGCCUCAAUAGCGAUAACAUUUCACUGUGACUGAGGCACUUACAGUAUGAGACUGGUUUAUAAAGUGUGUGGCGUGUAGCUUUCGUGUGAUAUUUUAUAUACAAAUGUUUAAUUGAUCCAAUGUGCAUACACAAUUCGCAUUCAGGAUGUUUGGGGGUGCAAUCCAGUUAUGACUUCGAUCAGCAGCACAGCUCCAACCUGUGACAGCCCACUUGAUCAAUGCUAGAAUUUUUUCUGCGAUGAAUAUAGUUUACAUACCGAGCUAGCCAAUGUUUUGUUCCCACUUACCUUAGAAUGCAUGCCAUUGCCAUGAGUGCAUCACAAUGGAGAUUAAUUGCUGUACUGCAAUUAUCAUUUCAUGGCAAAGAAUUAGAUUUUUACUGAAUUGUGUUGACAUUAAAUAUUUUCAUGAAGCUU